GGUCCGCUUGGCGCGGCGGGACCCGCCAUCUGCCCAAACAGAGCGCACGGGAAAUAAAUGCCGUUCUCCUAAACAAAUAAACCCGUGCGCCGUUCAGCGCUCUCCAGCUCGCCGGGAGCGCGGUGGAGAUGGAAUCACGGGCAAGGAAGAAACACGAUUUAUCCUCGCGAAUGCAGAUGGCGAUGGAGCAUCAAAAUGGAGUUUGAGCUGAGGCUUCAAGAAGAGGACCUGAGGCCUUCAUCAACAUUUCUGAUUAAAUCACAACAUAUGUACGAUAUGUACUCCUGUGUCAAGCCUUGCCAGGCGGAGAAUAAAGCAAUUGGCCAUCGCUGCGUUCCGUCACACAAAGAGGCAGGGCUGUCACAAGAAAGCCGUCCUUUUAGGGACAUAAUCGAGGCGGGCAGGACGGCAUGUGUGGGCGUGAUAGGCCGAUUGUGUCCGAGAAAGUAAGAUUGACAGGAGUGACAGCUCCAUUUAUUGGCUGCUGAAGUCUAGUCAGCAAAAGGGCAUUCAGGGCCACCGGCUGGCUCUGCUGGCGGCCUGUGCAGUCGGCGCCUGUAAUGCGUGAAGCCCUGGAGUCAUGAUAAACAGCAUCUCUCGUACCUCCAGGAAUUUUCUCCAACGUGGAGGAUAAAGAGCGUUCUCCUGGCCAGGCGUUGCUCGAAACUUCUCAUCCCGGGGAAAAGACGCUGAAGGUUUUCCAGCAAGAGACGACGAGGAGGAGAAGAUGGAGAGCAGUGAAUGCAGAGGAGAUCUCAGCUUAUGAUGCUGCUGACUAUGUGAAGUUCAAAACAAGGGCUUUUGAAGUUGUCCAGCCCGUGAGUGAUGCUCCUAGGGAUGCAGAAUUUACCAUGGAGGUAAUAGGAAGCCUCCAAUCACGUUCAAGGGCGGAGCUUAUUGCCAUGGUGCUGAGUAUGCAGAGGGAGAUGGAUGGCCUCCGAGAGCAAAUCAGGAGCCUAACAGCUUGUGGAAAGUUGGCACAAACGCUUGAAGACUUGAUCGAGAGGAGUGAUCGAUGGCUGAGCAGUACCAGCGGAUCCGUGACUCCUAGCAUCCCGAGAGUGCUGGAGAGAAGCGGCCCACCUGGACGGAUUUCAACUCCAACAGUGCUUAGUAGGAUAACAAAUAAAUGUGAAAGUUCAGAUCAGCAGGGGUGUGGUCGGUAUGAGAUCACGCAUACAAUGCAAAGGAAUGGAGCGCUUCUCGAACAGAAAAUUAUCACUGGCGAUCUUUUGGAGCGCUGCAACACUGGGACCACCGCUCAGAAACUUACCAAUGACCUUCUGCGGAGCCUGUACGACAGAGACUGUCUGGCUUCUCACUCCAUCUCAGGCAUUGUUAACAGCAAGCGAGGGACACCUAAGCCAGCUCUUCCAGCCCAUGAGAUCCAGGCCAUUCUGAGGACAGUGCAGCGAUUCUUUCCCGGAAAAACCGAUUCGGAGAUAAAGGGCUACAUCCGACAGAAGCUUCAAAACGAGGCCAAAAGACUUCGAAAAAGGCCACGCCCAGCUGGAGAUCCAUUGGUGGUUUCUUUUGAGGAGGAGUGUGCAGUUUUGUGUUCUGUAGACGGGAGAUAAUAGCCUCUGGCUCUUCAAUCUCUCGACUGUAAUGUGUUUCUGACGCCAGCUAGUGCCUGCAGCCCCCUGGGAGGUACAGGGACGACAUCAUGAUGGAGUGUCAGGUGCUUCAGUGUGUGUGUGUGAGAGCAUGUCAGUAUGCAUAUCAAACAGUUCCAUAAUGAUAUCUGUUUUCCUGCCAGCCGCUUUGGACUAAAGGGACCACCUUUGCUUUCUGAAUUCAAAUCAUGCCAAAAAAGUAUAGGUGCCACACCCAUAUGCGCGGGCACACCUAUAUGAUACACACAAGCAUGCAGACCAUGCUUGUCAUCGAUUUGAAUCUCUCAUCUGUUCGAUCUUAUUUGUUAUUUUAUUGCUUGUUUCCCCUUCCUCUUUUGAGGUUCUUGCAGACUGGGCAGCAAUUAAGAUGGCAUGGUAAUGGUAACCAUGGUAACCGGCUCACAUUGGGCAUGAUGUAACCGACCAUCACCAGCGUGAAAUUAAAAAUCACAACGACACAUUUUGACAUGAUCUGCAUGAUAGGGGUUCCCAAAUGUUUUAAUUCAGGACACCCUAGGUAUGUGAAUAAUACAUAUAUUUAAUUACAGUACUAAUACCACACGUAAAGUAGGAUAGCAAAACCUCUCGUCUCAUUGCUAAUCUGGAUUAAAUUAUUUUUGUGUCAUUCAAUUUAACAGACUUUGGCUUUGCAUGAUCAAUUUAAUGCGACUCACCAUUUGGUCCUGACCCACAGUUGAGAAACCCCUGGGUUAGGAGAUCUGGUGGUGGUUAGGUAACUAAAUCUCAUUCAUUAAAUACAGUAUUGGGCGGUUUCCCAGAGAGGGAUUAGAUUUAGUCCUAGACUAAAAUAAAUGUAAGAGCUGUCCAAACUUAUCUUAAAAUACAUCAGAGCCCUUUGUUUUGCCUGAAAAUUCACACAGGUAAUGUUUUUAGUAAGCCAUGUUUGUUAAAACUAGUUAUAUUUCAUAAUUAAGGCCUAGUCCUGGUUUAAGAUAAUUCCUGUCUGGGAAACCACGCCUAUGUGUAUUAGUUGUGUUGAUCAAUUACGUAAUAUUAUCUAACACUGUUUUAUAAUUUAAAAUCUAGCAAACUUAUUUUUGUGAAAUAUUUUGCUUGAAGUACCUUUAAAGCUGCAUUUAAUAGCUUUUGCGUAUGAGUCGCAAUUUCAGUUUGAAGCAUACAUUUUUUCUUUGCGUACUUAUAUUAACAUAUAGUUAAACAAUAUUUCCCACUAAAAUAUUGACAAAAUAUAUAAAUAUUUAUCAAUAUUUAUGUAUUUAAUUAUUUUUGACAUUUUUUCGCAAAAUUCUAACCGACGAUUAGACAAUGGUAAGAAAAUAGGACAAAACAGUUGAGUAACCAAUACGUGACAAUGACACGUAAACAGAAAUUUGUGAUAUGGUCACGAAAAAACGUGGAAAUUUGUGACAGUAUCACGAUAAAGAAUCAAACAUUUACGUGACUAUAGGUACGUAUUUUUGUGAGACUGGGCUGGAUUUUGAAUAUUGACUGUUAUGUUCUUAUUUUUGUGAAAUAUUUAGCUUAAAGUAUCUUUAAAGCUGCAAUUAAUAGCUUUUGCGUCUCAGUCGGCAUUUCAGUUUGAAGCAUAAAUUUUUUUCUUUGCGUACUUAUAUUUACAUGUAGUUAAACAACAUUUCCUGCUAAAAUAUUGACAAAAUAUAUAAAUAUUUAUCAAUAUUUAUGUAUUUAAAUAUUUUUGACAUUUCUCGCAAAAUUCUAACCGACGAUUAGACAAUGGUAAGAAAAUAGGACAAAACAGUUGAGUAACCAAUACGUGACAAUGACACGUAAACAGAAAUUUGUGAUAUGGUCACGAAAAAACGCGGAAAUUUGUGACAGUAUCACGAUAAAGAAUAAAACAUUUACAUGACUAUAGGUACGUAUUUUUGUGAGACUGGGCUGGAUUUUGAAUAUUGACUGUUAUGUUCUUAUUUUUGUGAAAUAUUUAGCUUAAAGUAUCUUUAAAGCUGCAAUUAAUAUCUUUUGCGUCUCAGUCGGCAUUUCAGUUUGAAGCAUACAUUUUUUCCUUUGCGUACUUAUAUUUACAUGUAGUUAAACAACAUUUCCUGCUAAAAUAUUGACAAAAUAUAUAAAUAUUUAUCAAUAUUUAUGUAUUUAAAUAUUUUUGACAUUUCUCGCAAAAUUCUAACCGACGAUUAGACAAUGGUAAGAAAAUAGGACAAAACAGUUGAGUAACCAAUUAUGUGACAAUGACGCGUAAACAUAAAUUCGUGAUAUGGUCACGAAAAAACGCGGAAAUUUGUGACAGUAUCACGAUAAAGAAUCAAACAUUUACGUGUCUAUAGGUACGCAUUUUUGUGAGACUGGGCUGGAUUUUGAAUAUUGACUGUUAUGUUCUUAUUUUUGUGAAAUAUUUAGCUUAAAGUAUCUUUAAAGCUGCAAUUAAUAGCUUUUGCGUCUCAGUCGGCAUUUCAGUUUGAAGCAUACAUUUUUUUCUUUGCGUACUUAUAUUUACAUGUAGUUAAACAAUAUUUCCUGCUAAAAUAUUGUCAUUUGAAUAUUGACGAAAUAUAUAAAUAUUUAUCAAUAUUUAUGUAUUUCAUUAUUUUUGACAUUUCUCGCAAAAUUCUAACCGACGAUUAGACAAUAGUAAGAAAAUAGGACAAAACAGUUGAGUAACCAAUACGUGACAAUGACACGUAAACAGAAAUUUGUGAUACGGUCACGAAAAACGUGGAAAUUUGUGACAGUAUCACGAUAAAGAAUCAAACAUUUACGUGACUAUAUGUAUUUUUGUGAGACUGGGCUGGAUUUUGAAUAUUGACUGUUAUGUUCUUAUUUUUGUGAAAUAUUUAGCUUAAAGCUGCAAUUAAUAGCUUUUGCGUCUCAGUCGGCAUUUCAGUUUGAAGCAUACAUUUUUUUCUUUGCGUACUUAUAUUUACAUGUAGUUAAACAAUAUUUCCUGCUAAAAUAUUGUCAUUUGAAUAUUGACAAAAUAUAUAAAUAUUUAUCAAUAUUUAUGUAUUUCAAUAUUUUUGACAUUUCCCGCAAAAUUCUAACCGACAGUUAGACAC
Molecule: messenger RNA, 4633 nt
Organism: Misgurnus anguillicaudatus (oriental weatherfish)
Lineage: Eukaryota; Metazoa; Chordata; Actinopteri; Cypriniformes; Cobitidae
Source: RefSeq, a predicted model, not a curated record